Mycosarcoma maydis (corn smut) is the source of this 279-nucleotide messenger RNA. RefSeq lists its product as uncharacterized. The transcript has 3 exons. Lineage: Eukaryota; Fungi; Basidiomycota; Ustilaginomycetes; Ustilaginales. Gene Ontology annotation, biological process: proton motive force-driven ATP synthesis. Bases 1 to 279 code for a protein of 92 amino acids. Gene Ontology annotation, molecular function: proton transmembrane transporter activity. The record is from RefSeq and is a predicted model, not a curated record.
AUGUCGAGCUCUCCAGUCUUGAACGUGGUCCGCUACUCGGCCCUCGUUGGUGGUAUCGGAUACGGCAUUCUUCACCGUAGGACAUUGCAAGCAAAGGCAGAUGUAAAGGCCGCUCACGCUGAGUACAAGCACAAGGAGCAACUCAUUCAGAAGGCAAAGGAGGCAUACAAGAACAAGCUCGUCGCCAAGCAGAGCGAUUCUGGAAUUGUUACGGAUCCUGAGAACCCAGCUUUCGACUUGGAAAAGUUCUUGACUAAGCUCGAGCAGGAUAGCAAGUGA